Messenger RNA from Cervus elaphus (red deer), 1662 nucleotides. It is a transcript of the gene TEKT2, whose product is annotated as tektin 2. Bases 272 to 1564 code for a protein of 430 amino acids. The record is from RefSeq and is a predicted model, not a curated record. Gene Ontology annotation, biological process: cilium assembly; cilium movement involved in cell motility. Gene Ontology annotation, cellular component: nucleus; microtubule cytoskeleton. The transcript is spliced from 10 exons. NCBI's taxonomy places the organism in Eukaryota, Metazoa, Chordata, Mammalia, Artiodactyla, Cervidae.
CUCGCUGUACCUCCCGCAGCGCCAGCCCAGCCGCCGGCCCUUUCCUACCCGGAAGGCCUCCGGGCCCCAAGGCAGCAGUCGCCGCCGGGCGGUGGCCAAGCUAAACAGGCGGGCGGAGCGGAACGGCGCGCGGUUGCCUAGCAACCGGGGUGCCUAGCAACCGGGGGCGCUUAACAGAGGAGCUGGCCAAGGGAGGCGGAAGUGCGAGCGGGGAAAGAGAGUUAGGUGUCUUGGAAUUGGCCUGGGGGCCUGACCCCUCAGCACCUGCACCAUGGCCACGCUGAGCGUCAAGCCCAGCCCACGCUUCCGGUUGCCAGACUGGCAAACCAACAGCUACCUGUUGUCCACCAACGCCGAGCGCCAGCGAGAUGCCUCACACCAGAUCCGCCAGGAGGCCCGGGUCCUCCGCAGCGAGACCAACAACCAGACCAUUUGGGAUGAGCAUGAUAAUAGGACGCGGCUGGCAGAGAGGAUCGAUACUGUCAACCGAUGGAAGGAGAUGCUGGACAAGUGUCUGACGGAUUUAGAUGCUGAGAUCGACGCCCUGGCACAGAUGAAAGAGUCAGCGGAGCAAAACCUGCAGGCCAAGAACCUGCCUCUGGAUGUGGCCAUUGAAUGCCUGACCCUGCGGGAGAGUCGGCGGGACAUUGAUGUGGUGAAGGACCCCGUGGAGGAGGAGCUACAUAAAGAGGUGGAGGUCAUUGAGGCCACCAAGAAGGCCUUGCAACAGAAGAUCAGCCAGGCCUUUGAGAAGCUCUUCCUCCUGCAGGAAGCCCGACAGCAGCUCAACUCUGACCAUCGUGGCAAAAUGGAGACCCUGGACAUUGACAGAGGCUGCCUCUCUCUCAACCUCACGUCCCCGAACAUCUCUCUGAAGAUCAAUCCCACACGUGUCCCCAGCGGCUCCACCACACUCCAGCAGUGGGAUGACUUCAGUCGGUUCAACAAGGACCGGGGCGAGGCUGAGAUGAAAAGGGCCAUCGAGCUGAGGGAGGCCAUCGCCCUCACUAUUGCCGAGACCAACAACGAACUGGAAGCCCAGAGGGUUGCCACGGAAUUCGCCUUCAGGAAGCGGCUGAGGGAGAUGGAGAAACUGUACAGUGAGCUCAAGUGGCAAGAGAAGAAUACCUUGGAGGAGAUUGCCGAGCUGCAGCAGGACAUCCGGCACCUGGAGGAGGACCUGCGCAGAAAGUUACAGAACCUGAAGCUGUGCCACACCCGCCUAGAGGCCAGGACCUACCGGCCCAACGUGGAACUCUGCAGGGACCAGGCACAGUACGGCCUCACCGACGAGGUUCACCAGUUAGAGGCAACCAUUGCUGCCCUGAAGCAGAAGCUGGCUCAGGCACAGGACGCUCUGGACGCCCUGUACAAGCAUCUGGCCCAGCUGCAGGCUGACAUCGCCUGCAAGGCCAACUCCAUGCUGUUGGACACCAAGUGCAUGGACACCCGUCGGAAGCUGACCGUGCCUGCCGAGAAGUUUGUGCCCGAGGUGGACACCUUCACCCGCACCACAAACCGCACCCUGAGUCCACUCAAAACCUGCCAGCUGGAGCUGGCCUAGGCAGGGGGCUGAGGGAGGAGAGGAAGGCUGGUUGAAAAUGGAAGGGGAUGGGGGGAGCGGAGAGAACGAAUCUAAUAAAGGUCGGGGUUCUCAGUCCA